Trichoderma virens Gv29-8 is the source of this 477-nucleotide messenger RNA. RefSeq lists its product as uncharacterized. The transcript has a single exon. The coding region runs from base 1 to 477 and encodes 158 amino acids. Lineage: Eukaryota; Fungi; Ascomycota; Sordariomycetes; Hypocreales; Hypocreaceae. The record is from RefSeq and is a predicted model, not a curated record.
AUGGCGCCUGACCGUCCAGCGCCAGACGUGGCUUCUCGGCCCAGCAUUUUUCUCGCGGGAAACGCCAGUCCUACGGGUGAAGCCGACUGGAGACAAACGCUCACAGAGGCAUUAUCUUCGCUUCCCAUCACAAUAUAUAAUCCUUACCGCAAUGACUGGGACGCAACCUGGAGAGAAGACGGUUCCGAUAAACGUUGGUCGGAACAAGUGGGCUGGGAGCUCGAGAUGCUGGACAAGGCAGACCUUGUUGUCGUCUUCUUUCAUGGAGGCAGCCUAGCACCCAUCAGCAUGUUGGAGCUGGGUAUGUGCAUUCGAUCCAGAAAAGUCAUAGUGUGUGCCAUGCCGGAUUACCCCAAGAGAGGCAAUGUGGAGGCUGUUUGUCGGCGACAUGAGGUCAAGUUUGUGAGCUCUGAGCAAGAUUUGAAGGACGCUGUGAAGGAGAGGCUGGAUUGGAUGAUUGCGAUGUGCCCUGGUUGA